UUAUAUUUUAAGGCUUUUGUAGUAGUCUUCUUCCAUAAUCCAUUUCCAUCUAGCUUUGGUGGCCGUACAAUCCACGAGAUCAACGAGAACGACACACAAGGAAGGAAAGGACAAAGGACUCGACUCCUUCUGCUAUGAUGCCAUGAAAUGACGACGAAGAUGAAGAGAGAGAGUGUGUGAACUACACGCGCAAUCAGAGAAUCCUCCCUUUUUCUCUUCUUCCUCGAUCCACAACUAUGAGCCCUAGCCAAUUAUCAUAGAUGUUUUCAUCUCUUUCCUUCUCUUAGAUUCAUCGCUGUUUGCUACCCCUCUCAAUUCCCGAUGGAGCCUCGCUCGAAAAUGGCGGGACCCUCGCGACUUCUGGAUCGGGACCAAGUUUCGUCCUCGCCCUCCCACAAUUCCCGCCAUGGCGGAAGAAAUGUUUUUAACUUGAUAGCACGGAGAGAAAUUUCUCCAAGAACAAAGCAUAUUCCUAGAAGGAAUUGGGGAGAAGCUUCCAGAAGGAAAGUGGGCUCAUCCUCUGGGUCGCAUAGCGAAACAGCAAGAGAUUCUAAGCGUGGUCUCCUCUCAUGGGUUGAAGCGGAAUCACUUCGGCAUUUAUCGGCCAAAUAUUGCCCUUUAGUGCCUCCACCGAGGUCAACUAUUGCAGCAGCAUUUAGUCCAGAUGGAGGAUCUCUAGCUUCCACACAUGGUGACCACACUGUAAAGAUAGUUGAUUGCCAAACUGGUAGCUGCUUAAAAGUUCUAAGUGGUCAUAGAAGGACGCCAUGGGUGGUUAGGUUCCACCCAUUGUGUCCAGAAAUUCUUGCCAGUGGGAGUUUGGAUCACGAAGUUCGCUUAUGGGAUGCAAACACGUCAGAGUGCAUAGGAUCUUGCAACUUCUAUCGACCUAUUGCAUCCAUUGCUUUCCAUGCCAAAGGGGAUCUUCUUGCUGUUGCGUCCGGUCACAAGUUGUACAUAUGGAACUAUGACAAGAGGCUUCCCCCAAAUAUUGUACUGAAGACACGGCGUUCCCUUCGAGCUGUUCAUUUUCACCCACAUGCUGCUCCAUUUCUUUUAACAGCUGAGGUCAAUGAUCUUGACUCUUCAGAUUCACAAAUGACAAGAGCAACAUCUCUGGGUUACUUACGAUAUCCUCCCCCUGCUGUUUUUGUGGCAAAUUUUCAUUCUAGUGACCGUCUCAGUUUUGCUGCUGAAUUAGCACCGAUGUCCUUACCUUUCUUAUCAAUGCCAUCACUUGUUAUGGAUGACUCCAGAGGAGAACUACAGCAAAAUAUCCAGAAUAUUAGUUCAAAUAGCAUGCGGGGGGAGUCUUCUGCUUUAAAUCAGUUUCAAACAGAUGCAAAUACAGCAGAACAGUACGACAGUGUAGUGUCUCCUAUGGAGACUUUUCCCUUUGUUCCUCCUGGCUCUCACUUUGGGGUUGGAGAUAUUACAGAUAGUUCUUUUCCUAACAAUCAAACAUCAGAUGUCAUGGAGAGUGAUGAGACACUUUCACUUGGGAGAAGCCGUCGUGGAAGCUUUACUAACCUAGAUACAGUAACUGUUAGUGGUGGUAGACAGUCUGAACAUAACCAAAAUAAUCUAGGAUUCACUGAGCCUGCACAACUUCAUCCAAUUUUGCCUAGUGGAGACUAUGCUCAUUGGGAACUACCUUUUCUGCAAGGAUGGCUUAUGGGCCAAAGCCAAGCUGGCCUUCCCUCAAUAAUUUCUCCUAAUGGUGGUAAUCGUAAUUCAGCACAAUUGACGGGUUCUACUUCAACAUCUCAUCUGGCAACUCAUAAUGUGGAAACAAUGGUGGCUUCUUUGGCAAUGCCAGGCAGCAGCAGCCUAUCUGGGGUUUCAGGAAGAUCUACCAUGCAAAAUCGUUUUUCAAAUGUACGCUUCUCUGCACCUGAACCAGGUAAUGGUCCUUCCCCAGUUACCCUUCGCGAGGGUGGUGAUGCCGAACCCAUUAUUAAUAGAGUCCAGUCAGAACUUGCUACAUCAUUAGCUGCUGCAGCAGCUGCAGAGUUACCAUGCACUGUAAAGCUAAGAGUUUGGGAGCAUGAUAUAUUAAAUCCUUAUUCCACACUAAGUUCUGAAAAGUGCCGCUUAAGCAUACCCCAUGCAGUUCUCUGCAGUGAAAUGGGUGCUCAUUUUUCUCCUUGUGGGAGAUUUUUAGCUGCCUGUGUUGCAUGCAUGCUUCCUCACAUGGAAGCUGAUCCUGGAUUGCAAACUGUAGUUCAGCAAGAUUCGGGGGCUGCAACUUCUCCAACUCGUCACCCAAUCUCAGCUCACCAAGUUAUGUAUGAACUUCGGAUAUAUUCGCUCGAGGAGAAAACUUUUGGUUCUGUGCUUGUAUCGCGGGCAAUCAGGGCUGCUCAUUGUUUGACUUCAAUUCAGUUCUCACCAACUUCUGAACACAUACUACUUGCCUAUGGCCGACGUCAUGGUUCUCUUCUUAAAAGUAUAGUCAUUGAUGGGGAAACAACAUUACCUAUAUAUACUGUUCUGGAGGUUUACAGAGUUGCAGACAUGGAACUAGUGAGAGUGCUUCCUAGUGCAGAGGACGAGGUUAAUGUUGCUUGCUUUCAUCCCUUUGCUGGAGGAGGUCUAGUAUAUGGAACCAAGGAAGGGAAGCUUAGGGUCCUCCAGUACAACGGUCCGUAUGGCGAACAACAUUGCACCAGACCAAAUUAGUCCCCUGAGAAAGAUGGGGCUAUUGUAGUAUAUAAUGACUAAAAGGUUCAAAAUCAAAUUUCAAUAUUGAUCUGACUUAACAUGAGAUGUAUAACCGGAGCCAAAUGGAACUACACUGAUUGGACCCAAUCUGCAAAAUUGAUGUAACACUUUGUACAUUAUUAUUAUUAUUAUCUUCUCUUGUAGCUGUAACACUAGUUUGCUGUUUUUGUUUUUAUUAGCUUUUAACUUGUAAUGGAAACUAAUUUAUGUUUCGUUAUAAAAAAUUUAAAUGUUUCUUUAAUCAAA
Molecule: messenger RNA, 2970 nt
Organism: Humulus lupulus (European hop)
Lineage: Eukaryota; Viridiplantae; Streptophyta; Magnoliopsida; Rosales; Cannabaceae
Exons: 15
Coding region: 322-2682 (786 amino acids)
Biological process (GO): autophagy
Cellular component (GO): intracellular membrane-bounded organelle
Molecular function (GO): protein binding
Source: RefSeq, a predicted model, not a curated record